AGAACGAGAAUUUAUCGAAGCCAGGCGUAGGCCUACGCAAAUUGCCUAGAACUCUAGACCCUGGAUCUGACAAACAUUUACAAAUAAAAUUUCACUAUAUAGUGAACAAUAUGAUCAUGGUAAUAUUCGCAGUUUCUCCAAGAGGAUUUGUAGAAGUAGACUUAGGCGUUUGCGGAAUUGGACUUUCUUACGAACGUCACAAAGAUUUUUCGUUUUCUUCACUAUAUUUGUACGACAAAGUGACAUUUUACUUGCGUUCUCCAAGAGUAAAACCUAAGAUCACAGCUUUCCUGUACUCCUUUUCAUUAACUUUAUGGAUUUGCAUAUUAUUGUCUUUACCCAUUACUUCUUUCAUCGUCUAUUUACUCUCAAAAUAUUACUUUAAAUCGCAUCGAAAAGAGCAAAGCUUCUUUUCUAUUCUCUGGUCUCUCUUCAGCAGUUUGAUAUAUCAAGAAAGCAGCAAUUAUUUGUGGAUUCUUACUCCAUUUCGCUUGAUAUUUGGUGUCUGGUUAAUUUAUUCUUUAAUAAUUACCAGUAGCUACAGCGGUACAUUAGUGUCGUUACUGACUCUACCCUCCUAUGAAUAUUAUCCACGAAACUUUAUUCAGUUGGCUGAAGCGUGCCGUUUAAAUCUUUACGAAUGUGGAGCUGUACGAUCACAGAUAGUUCAUCAGAAGAUUAUGAAUGGUCAGACGGAUUUGGAAAAGUCUUUAGCACUUUCCAUGAUCAGAAACAAAGAGAAUGAAGUAGAAACCCUACAAGAAGGUUUUGAACGAGUUUUAAAACGUAAUUUUGCAAUUAUUAUUCCCAAAGGAGUUACUCAAAAUUAUGUUGCCCAGUUUGGUGAUGAUGUUGUUACUUCCGACGAUUUUCUUUAUGGGUUAUAUGCUGGCAUGGUCUUUCACAAGAAUUCUUCAUUCGGAGAGCGAUUAAAUAACAUAAUUAAUCGUUUGUUGGCAACAGGAAUUUUACAGAAAUGGAUGGAAGACGACUUUGCUACACGUAUAAAUCACCGCAAAGACAUUGAGGAUCAUGUGAUCAAGAUGGAACAAUUGCAAGUCGACCCCCCUAUAACGUGGCGAAAAAAUUGUAGCAGUAUUCGUAAAAAGUGACUCAUAAAACGUCAUCGCCGACCCCUGUUGUGACAAGAUUGAUCGAAUCUGAAUCAAUAGUGAACGAGCAGCCGAACUACU
Molecule: messenger RNA, 1193 nt
Organism: Centruroides sculpturatus (bark scorpion)
Lineage: Eukaryota; Metazoa; Arthropoda; Arachnida; Scorpiones; Buthidae
Product: glutamate receptor ionotropic, delta-2-like
Exons: 7
Coding region: 111-1112 (333 amino acids)
Cellular component (GO): membrane
Molecular function (GO): ligand-gated monoatomic ion channel activity
Source: RefSeq, a predicted model, not a curated record